UCCAGACACUGGGGUUUACCAGAGACUUGGGGUUUACUUCGGGGAAUGGAACGACAGUGAAAGUAAACAGAGCUCCGAUAAAAUUCAGUAAACCGUGUUUGUAAAGUGAAAUUAAUUAAGUAACAACCAAGUUACAACAAUGGACGUCACAACAGAGGCGAAGCAGAUUAUGAUCCAGGCUCUUGGUAAAAUGUACAGCUCGCGCACUCAGCGUGGUGGACUCCGGCUGCACCGGAGCCUGUUGCUGACGCUCGUUAUGAAAUCUGCCAGGGACAUAUACCACUCGUCUCGGCUGGCAAGCGAGAGCAUGCGACAGUCUGACAGAACCAGUGUCACGGGGAACACAUCACAAACAGAAGAGCCUAUGGACACAACGAUCUCUACGGUAUCUGAAGUUCCUACUUAUCAGUGCGCGACACAACCUACCGAGGACGGGCAAAGGUCCGGGCACGAGGGUGAUCCACAUCUGCACAGCCCUGCAGGAGUCACGGUGGACAAAGAGAACUGCAGCCCAACCGGACUGGACCGUCACUCUAGAAAGCGACGAAGCAAAACAGCCACAGAGCCUGACUUCCUACCAUGCAAAAAAGCCAAACUGGAGUUUGUGGAGGUCAGAGGAAUUCUUCAGACAUCACAGAAUAAUUCCGCGAACUGUGGUAGAGAGCUGGACUUGUUGUCACUCGUGCCUAUGCCAAGAACAAUUGUCACAUUUUGAAGGGACAGCACUAAAUGGCUCAGUACAAGUAUUGAGCAGUGCGGUCAUGUGGACUUUGCAUACCGCCGAGAGAAACGUGUAUUGUCGCACGUAAAUACCACAGUGUUCCUGUUGUGGUAGAAGGUCAACAGCACUUGACUUAAAGGAGUCCCAAAUCAGUGGAGCAAUGUCAUGACAGCUGAUUACUGAUCAAAGAGCGGGCUGUUUUGGAAACGUGUGACUAAUGGUUCGACUAAUGUUCCUCUGAUUCAGUGCAUAACAACAACACGGUACACCUACCUACCUACGAGGAGUGUAAAUGAGAAAACCUUCAUGACAUUAAAACGAUUUCUAUUUAUUUAUUUACCAAUUAUGCAUUGUUGUUUUACUAUGGUUGGUCCGAAUAGACAUGAUAUAUUAAGAUACAAAAAACAGACAGUAUUUGACAUGAAUCUAUCUACCUCACUUUGUACAAUAAAAGAUUCUCAAACAUUA
Messenger RNA from Myxocyprinus asiaticus (Chinese sucker), 1189 nucleotides. RefSeq names its product immediate early response gene 2 protein-like. The transcript has a single exon. The record is from RefSeq and is a predicted model, not a curated record. Bases 140 to 715 code for a protein of 191 amino acids. Lineage: Eukaryota; Metazoa; Chordata; Actinopteri; Cypriniformes; Catostomidae.